CGAGUUUCGAUUCCUUCCUCGCCGCUCCCUUAGCACCGCGCGGUGGUGUGUGCAGCUGUUCCUACGCGUCCCGUCGGGUGCUCCCCACGAGCGCGAUGGCCGAGCUGUUUCCUCUGGCCGAGGAGCUGUCGUGCUCCAUCUGCCUGGAGCCCUUCAAAGAGCCCGUCACCACUCCGUGCGGCCACAACUUCUGCAGGUCAUGUCUGGAUGAGACGUGGAUCGUCCAGGGCCCGCCGUACCGGUGCCCUCAGUGUCGCACCGUGUACCAGCUGUGCCCGAAGCUGCACAAGAACACCGUGCUGUGUGCCGUGGUGGAGCAGUUCCUGCAAGCCGAGCAGGCGAGGACCCCGGUGGACGACUGGACCCCGCCUGCCCGCUCGGCAGCAUCCAGCGCAGCCACCCAGGUGGCCUGCGACCACUGCCUGAAAGAGAUCGCGGUGAAGACGUGCCUCGUGUGCAUGGCCUCUUUCUGCCAAGAGCACUUGAGGCCUCACAUCGACAGUCCCGCCUUCCAGGAUCAUCCCCUGCAGCCGCCCGUCCGUGACCUGCUGCGCCGCAAAUGUUCCCAGCACAACCGCCUUCGGGAAUUGUUCUGCCCCGAGCAUGGCGAGUGCAUCUGCCACAUCUGCCUGGUAGAGCACAAGACCUGCUCCCCUACGCUCCUAAGCCAGGCCAGCACCGACCUGGAGAUGAAACUGAGGCAUAAACUCACUAUCAUGUACAGCCACAUCAACGGGGCAACCAAAGCGCUGGAGGAUGUGAGAUCCAAGCAGAAGAGUGUGCAGGAUUCUAUGAAGAGGAAGAUGGAACAGCUGAGACAGGAGUAUGUGGAAAUUAAGGCCAUCAUCGACUCGGCAGAGACCAGCUCCACACGCAAGUUGAAGGAGGAGGAGAAGAGGGUCUGCGGAAAACUGGACACCAUCUACCAGGUUCUUCUCAAGAAGAGGAGUGAGAUGCAGAAUCUGAAGGCAGAGGUUGAGCUCAUCCUGGCCAAAGGGGAUGAGUUUGAGUUUCUGGAGAAAGCUGCAAAGUUGCAAGGAGAGUCAACGAAACCAGUCUUCAUCCCUAAGAUUGAUCUGGAUCAUGACUUGAUAAAGGGAACCUACCAGGGUGCGCUGGACCUCAAGGGUGAGCUGAAGGUCUCCCUCAAGCAGAUACAGGAGAAGAAGGCUGAGGAGUACCAUGGCUCAGGUAACACGGGAAACCAUACGGAGUCCACAUCCAAAGCCACACGCCCUGUGAAGAAGACCACACAGGAAAAGAAGACCAAGAAAAUCCCUGGUGCUACUGGCCCUGCUCCCUAUUUUUCCCCAUCCAACAAGUUGCCCACCUUUGGAGCUCCUGACCAAUCACUGGAUUUGAAAGAAACUCUCCCUGAUGCCACACCCAAAGCCGGUGCUGCACAGCCAAACUCUGCAGCACUCAAGGCAAAGAUGCUAGAAAACUUCUUAGCCAAGUCCAGAAGCGAACUUCUAGAGUAUUUCGUUAAAGUCGUCUUCGACUACAAUACCGCCCACAACAAAGUGGCUCUGUCAGACAACUACACCACCGCCUCUGUGGCUGAUGUGCUCCAGCACUACCGGACCCAUCCCCAGAGGUUCACCUACUGCUCUCAGGUCCUGGGGCUGCACUGCUACAAGAAAGGCAUUCACUACUGGGAGGUAGAACUGCAGAAGAACAACUUCUGCGGCGUAGGCGUCUGCUACGGCAGCAUGGAACGGCAAGGCCCCGAGAGCAGGCUGGGCCGGAACCCCAAAUCGUGGUGUGUGGAGUGGUUCAACAACAAGAUCUCUGCCUGGCACAACAACGCGGAGAAGACCCUGCCCUCCACCAAGGCCACUCGAGUCGGCGUGCUGCUCAACUGUGACCACGGCUUCGUCAUUUUCUUUGCGGUCACUGAAAAGGUGUAUCUGAUGUAUAAGUUCAAGGUGGACUUCACUGAAGCUCUGUACCCAGCCUUCUGGGUGUUCUCUGCGGGCACCACCCUCUCUAUCUGCUCCAAGUAGCUACUAGGCCAGCCACAGACACUUGGACUUCCUGGGAAUAUUCCAAGACUGGUCCAAAAAGCUGUAGGCAGGACUCUCCUUGGGAGAACUUCUGAGUCCCUACCAGAUAGGAGAUAGGGAGGGGGUGGGGGUGGGGUAGGGAAGGGGCAGAAAGAAUGAAAAGGGAGAUUAGGCUCAGAAAGGGGUGGGAUGAUUGUCUUGUGGGUGGGGAAGCACAUCUACCUCCUCUUGCCUCCCUAGGCAGGGUGACCUUCUCCUAAUGUGGGAAAUCUCCAGGCUGCUAGUUACUUGGGCAGAGCUUCAGAGAGUAAAAUUAUUAGUGUUCCUGUUGUCUUAUCAAAAAUCUAGAGCCAUUAGCCAUGUUCUUUCUCAGGUGACAGAUGUCCACCAGAUGUCCACCUUAUUUUGCUCUCUGGGGUAGCCUUCAGAUCUUUGUGUUUUGAUUAUGACCUAGUUUUUUUUUUUUUUUUUUUUUUUUUUCAUUUUUAAAGCCAGGUGUAGUGGCGCAUGCCUUUAAUUCAAGCCCUUGGGAAAUGGAAGCAGGCACAUUCUUGAUGAGUUGGAGGACAGCCUGCUGUACAUAGUGGGUUUUAGGACAGCUAAAGCUACAUAGUGCCACCUUGUCUCUGAAAAAAACAAACAAAAAUCCAGUUCUUGAGUUCUGUGUAUAUGUUACCUCUUUGAUGCUGGGGACUGAAUCUAUGGCCUUGCAUGUAUGCUUUACCCCGGAGCUUCACCCCUACUCGGAAUUUCCAUACAACCCUUUCCCCCAAGGAACCUUUUGUAGAUAUGGCUGCAGACUGGUCUGAAUCAGCCUGUGUUGAUUUGUGUCACGGUAACCCAGACCUGGCUGAGAGAUGGAAGUCUCAUCCUCUUCAAGGGGCAAUUCUCCAGGGACAUGCUGACUGUGGCCAUGGAGUUAGAGGCCUUUCUUCCCAUAACCUAGGCCGAGAGUAGGGGUUGGGGAAGCACAGCCCUGACUGGAUUAUGGGAGCCUGAUGGCUUUGCUCUCACUGUCAUCUUGCCCUGACAGUUGUUCCCAGCAGUAAUGUCUCCUUCUUCUGGGUUGUAGAUACUGGGCUGAUGGCUAUAAAUGCCACCAUUUGCCUUUUGUGGCUAUUACCGUAGUUAGGUGGACAGCCACACCACAGUCCCAAAGCCUGCUGUCAUGCAGACAGGUGGUGUGUGGUUGCUUCAGGAAUCUUGCUAGAUCACCUACUGGGGGGGACUGCCUAUGGCCUGAAGGGUCCUAAAGCAGACCCAUGGGAGAUAGCUAAAUUCCUGUUUAUCUCUAGCCAUAGAUUACAGGCCCAGUGAUGAGUCAGACUCAUCACCUGCCUUGACCCUUUCUUCUCUCUUCCUCAUUUUUGAGCCAAUUCCAGAUGCUCAUGUAGACCAAACUACAGGUUAGGAAGACUUUUAAGGAUAAGGAAAAAAAAAUAACAAGAAGGGUCUAGGCAGUGGCUGUUUUCUCUGUUGUCUUUCACACAGUAAAAAUAGCCCAUGCCACUAAAGGGCAGGGAUGGAUGUCUGGGGUCUCCCCAGCUCCUGUCGUGAGGUCAAA
Messenger RNA from Apodemus sylvaticus (European woodmouse), 3570 nucleotides. RefSeq names its product tripartite motif containing 25 (gene Trim25). The record is from RefSeq and is a predicted model, not a curated record. The transcript has 9 exons. Bases 96 to 2006 code for a protein of 636 amino acids. Gene Ontology annotation, molecular function: protein binding. Lineage: Eukaryota; Metazoa; Chordata; Mammalia; Rodentia; Muridae.